Messenger RNA from Thamnophis sirtalis, 2581 nucleotides. NCBI's taxonomy places the organism in Eukaryota, Metazoa, Chordata, Lepidosauria, Squamata, Natricidae. The record is from RefSeq and is a predicted model, not a curated record.
AAGGAGACAGAUGAAGGGAGCAACAAGCUGACAGGAACCAGAGGUGUGAAACUGGAAUAAACUCCACAAGGUGGCUCCCUCUGGGCCAUGUGAUGCUGCGACUUCUCCUUUACCAACUUGACAUUUGAAAAAUAGCUUCUGUUGCUGGUUCUUUUCCCUUUUUGCUCCAACUUGUUCUUCCAAAAUGUCCCAGGAUGGAGCAGUUAUGGGCUUCCAUCCUAACCAUGCGAUGCCAUGCCAACACUAUGUCCAAGCAAUGGAGAAGACACGACAGCUUCCUGCAUCCAAGAAUGCGAUGCCUGUUUCUUUUCAUCCUUAUCACGAUCUCUCACCCAAUGCUGGCAGGAUCCACCUCUUCCGCAAGGGACUGACGUCUGAACCCCUGCGAUCUCAGCUUGGCAUAUAUAACAGCACGGGCUCCCUAACCCAGAAGAUAAUCAAGAUGAGCAACUUUGGAAGCGGCAGCUGUCCCAUCUCAGGAAGGGUAACCGCUCCAUGUACUCCGUUGAGAAGUUCCCCCUGUCCCUCAGGCAAUCAAGUCCCCUUGGCUGUCCCAGCCACUGGGGGUCAAAGUUCUGUGGUGACCUUCCGCUUUAUUGAGAAGGCCAGUGUGAAAACUUUAAAUGGCUUCCCGCUGAUAGAAUCCGGAAAGGAAAAUGGUUUGAGCAGAAGUUUGGAAUCCGGAGAGGAUUUUCACUUUGAGGCCAAUAAGCAAAGGAGCCAAAAGACAAAUGUUCAGAUGCAGCCUUCCUUACAGCACAAAGUCACAGCAUCCCUCAAUCCUGUCAUUCUGGAUAACGGGAUGAGCUGCAAAGUACAGAAAGAUAAAUCCUCUUUGACCACUACCGGUGAACAGGACCCAGGGGUUCUCAAUAGUAAGCAGGAGUGUCUUGGGUUUAAGCCAAAACCAGAAAUAUCUGCUUCAGACCCACUUCUUGCUGGAAACAGGUUUCUUUUAAAUACACAGCCCUCUUUGAGUUGGGGUAAUGGAACCCCACUUCCUCUUGGUGCCAGGUCCCCUCCCAGUUCCCUCACUGGUGAGAUGAGCAGUCUGUCAAAUGAUCUCUUGUGCCAUCGAAGACACCCACAGAGCAAGGAACCACAGUACCAGCGAAGCUUGUGGGCAUAUUCACAUGAAAGCUCAGCCCAUGCCCAGCGUGUUGCCAAGGCCAAAUGGGAAUUUUUCUACGGCUCCGUGGAAUCUCCUAAGACAGGAAUGCCGUCUCAGAAUGCUCUUGAUCCUUCACUUGAGAAAUCCAAACUGUCAGUGCAACAAAAACCAGAGCUGAUGAGGCCAGAACACAGUCUGUGUCACGUAGAGGUAGAAAUUGAGAUGACGCCACCAGGUAACACGACGUUUGAAAAUUGUGAAACUGGAAUAAUCCGCAGAACAGUGAAGUAUUCAGAGACUGACCUGGACUCUAUCCCCUUGAGAUGCUACCACGAGACAAACAUUGAUGAUAUUUUGGCUGAGAAGGAAGAAGUGGAUUCAGCCAUUGAGAGCCAGAAGGACAGCGAGAGCAAUUUUAGUUCUGCGGGAAUGCCAAGGAAAGCAAACGUUGUUCCAAAUGACCUCUUUUUUCAGCAUGCCAUGGAAGAGGAUAGCAAAGCUUUAGACCACAAGAACCAGCGGAAUAAAGUUUGUGAACUAUCUGAAGCCAUGGUACAUCAGCAGGACAGGGUCAUCAACAGAAAUUCUCAAUUAAUCAAGUCCCCUGUACCCUUCCUCUUUGGGCAGAACAUUUCCAAGGAUAGUAUGGAUUCAUUCAGCAAGCAUUUUGAGAGCAUCAUGGAGUCACAUCGAGCCAAAGGAACUUCUUAUACCAGCCUAGAUUCCAUAGAUAUCUUGUCUUCUCCCACUCAGAUACAAAAUGGAACUGUCUUCACCUUUGAUCUUCCUACUCUUAAGCCAGAAAUUCAGGAGGAAAUUCAAGACAGCACUAAAACCACUGAGCAGAAUUUUGCCCCCCUGGCUCUUCUGGAUCCAGAUUCUGGAACCAGUUCUGCCACAGAUGUUCCUUGGACUGAACGGGAAGAGGAAGCAAGACAAAAAUGGAAAAAUAGCUUGCAGAGUCCCUGCCAUUCCAAGGACAGUUUAGGAUUUCCCCUGGCCUCCAUCAUAAGCAAGCAUCAUCUCAGUCAGCUGGUCUCUGACUCGGAUUCUGAAAUGGACAGCACAGAGCAACUAGCCCUGGGUAGCACAGACACACUUUCUAGUGGACAUAAUGCUGAUCUAGAGGCUGCCAAACGCCUUGCAAAAAGGCUGUACAACUUGGAUGGUUUCAAAAAGGCAGACGUAGCUCGUCAUCUGGGGAAGAAGUCUUUUCUGAAGGAGCUGGCCCUGAUGGGAGAAACUCAAGAACGGGAGCGGAUCCUAGCUCACUUUUCACAACGAUAUUACGAGUGCAAUCCCAAAACCAUCCCUUCUGAAGAUGGAGCCCAUACUCUGGCGUGUGCCUUGAUGCUUUUAAAUACAGACCUACAUGGAUACAAUAUUGGGAAGCGAAUGUCCUGCUCGGAUUUCAUUGGGAAUCUGGAAGGUCUCAAUCAAGGCAGUGAUUUCCCCAGAGAACUACUCAAG